Molecule: messenger RNA, 2865 nt
Organism: Colletotrichum acutatum
Lineage: Eukaryota; Fungi; Ascomycota; Sordariomycetes; Glomerellales; Glomerellaceae
Product: kinase-like domain-containing protein
Exons: 5
Coding region: 1-2865 (954 amino acids)
Biological process (GO): autophagosome assembly; regulation of autophagy; protein autophosphorylation
Cellular component (GO): cytosol; membrane; cytoplasm
Molecular function (GO): protein serine/threonine kinase activity; ATP binding
Source: RefSeq, a predicted model, not a curated record
AUGUCUUCUCAUGAGUACCUUGACUUGUGCCACGAGGUUCACAAUCUGUUCUUGGGGCAUCUGAAGCGGAAAAACAGCGAGAGUCUACGUUUCGCCACCCGUGAGACACCGAAAAGUGUAUUGAGCCCGCACUAUCUCCGAUUCUUUUUUCGCAGCCUGAUCGGCGGAGAGGCACCCAAGGGCCGCCGAUUCUCCAUUACGGAGGAUGAAUUUGUUGAAAAUGUCCAGGGAAGAGAAUUACACAAAUUCCUCGCAAUCUUGGUAUUCGCCGGCUGUCGUAUCGAGGCAGCCAGGAACUUCACAGAGAAGCUAGCUGCUGCUCCCAAGUGGCCGCCGCCUGAGGAUGGUGAGAUUUCUAGGCGCGUGUGUUCGCUACCAGCCGACCGUCAAAGCUUGACAGAGUUCUUUGACGGGGACGAGGCGACGGCGGACAAGUUCUAUGGAUCGCAAGCCUUAUUCUGUACAGUGGUGCUUCGGCAACGAGAAGAGACUACGAUACAAGACGGUGAUACCCAGCGUCUACCGUAUGUGGAAGAGGAGCUCCUGGGCUCGGGCUCGUUUGGAAGAGUGUACAAAGUGAAGAUUGCCAAGGGUCAUUUCGAAGACCGUCGUAGAAAUGACAACAGGGAACGAUGGGUGGCACGGAAAGACUACAUUGUCAGGUCGUCCUCUGAUUCCGAUGUUGAGAGCAGGGAGGAAGGCGAGAUCAUGAAGAUGAUUCUCAGCUUGUCAAAGACUUGCGAGAACAUUAUGGAGAAUCUGGGAACGUUGAAUAUCGAGUACCCAACGGGCGCCAGCCCAGCGCCGUACAGUCUUUUCAUGCCGCUAGCGGUCUGCGAUCUGGGAGCAUACAUGAAGAAAGACGGCUCGAACGCUCCAAAGACGGCAAUCAACAGGGCGGGUUUCAUCCGGUCCGCAAUUGGUCUCGCCAACGGCCUCAAGUUUCUUCACCAAGAAAUGCAGACGCCUGGACUCGACAGAAUCGUCUGCUACCACAUGGAUCUGAAGCCGAGUAACGUCCUCAUUUUCCGAGAAAGCGGCAAUGGCGACGGGGCUGGCCCUCGCUAUAUCUGGAAGCUGAGUGACUUUGGCAUGUCGAGGGUCAAGAUUCGGCACCAUACUAGCCGCGAGGAAGAAAAGGAUAUCGCCAAGUGGUUCACCAAGCGACGCGAUAUGCAGCAGAGGACGAUGUCGGGAACACAGAAUCGACGCGGUCAGGGGACGUAUCUCCCACCAGAGUCCUUCCGUGAGGGUAAAGUCAUGAAUACGAGGAGCGACGUGUGGUCACUGGGCUGCAUUCUGAGCGUCCUCUUCGUUUAUCUUGAGGGCGGGAAGCGCGCUAUUGACAAUUACGAGACGAACCGUCUUAAAAACCGCAGAGGGAUCGAUGCAAGCUACGAUGUCUUCUUCCACGUCAAAUUAUUUGGACACACUUCUGUGCACUCGGCUGUAAAGAAUGCUCACAAGCAACUAAUUCACAAAGCUGCCGCGAGGAGCGUGAAAGAACACCAGGCAGUCCGGACCAUGCUCAAUUUUCUCGGGUCCAAAGUUUUGAAGAUUAAUCAGAACAAGAGAUGCAGCGCAAAAGAGGUCGAAAACAUGCUUCGACGCACGCUCGACGCGUAUGAGGAGAUUGAUCGGCUCGAAUCUUCCUCAGAAUCUUUGAGACAGCCCAAAUCCUCCAUGGAGCAGAUAGUGCAACGAUGGCGCGUACCGCGAGACAAUUCUGAUGUCUUCAAGGGAUGCAAGGUAUCCCCAGAUGGAAGCAUCAUCGCGUACUGGAGCGACAAUAAGAUUUCACUCUUCACCCCAAGCUCUGCUCCGAAUGCAGAUGGAGAUGUCCUGAACAUACUCAGGGAGCACUCUCUGGAGUCCAUGGGAUCGACAAGCCGAUUCUGGAAAGCUGUUUGCCUGACUAACAGACAUCUGGUUGCCACAACCACGGGCAACAUCUUCAACUGUUACAUAUUUGAUCUAGGACAAGGUGCUGCAGUCGACUCCAGUGCACAGAACUAUUGGCAUAUUCGGCUGCCAACAGUCCCGGAAGUAUACAUCAUGGCGAUGUCGACCGAUCAACAGAAUCUGGUCUUUGUAGUCGAGAACCAGGAAGACGAGAGCCUUUCUGGGUCCGUAUUCCAUGUACGAAUCGAGGAUCUCAUAGAAAUGGGGUCUAUCUCAGAGGGACAUGGGGUAGAUCAGAGCGGCAGUAACUUGUUGGGCCGCUUCAUCGCACUCGACUGGCCUGCCGAAGACGUGAUAUCUUUAUCACUCACCGAACAGAACCGAUGCUACGCAGCGAUCCGCCCGUACCUUAGGGAAGACGGCAUAUACCACAUGCCUAUCGUAGCAUAUUCUUUGACAACUCGAGAUAUAGAGGAAGUAUUCAUCGAGCCGCGAAGCCAAGAGAGCAACGGCUCAAGUCUAUUCACGACAUUUGCUGGCCUACACCAACGAGCAGCUUGCAUAGCCGUGUUCCAGGAAACCCGCCUCUUCACCGUUGAUCUGCUCGCGAACUCAUGUAACUCACCAAAGAGGCGAUCCCGAUACCCCAAAAACAUCGAAGAGUACCGCCUCCUCAGAGUCAUGGCCGACCAGAACGACGAUACCAUCUUCGCAUUAGGAAUCAAACCAGAUGGUGGUCGGAUUCGUCUGCUUGAGAUCACAAUACCCGAGACGAGAGAUCCGAUGACUGUUCGCGAAUUGGCUCAGCUACCCAGUCUAUCUGAGAACGACGAGUUCACCGGCACCAUAGUCGGCGAUGACGGCAGCAGACACAUCCUCGUCACUGCCCUCGUGGGGUCCCACCGGCACGCCGUCUUCAAGAUCAAUCUCCCUAGCAGACACCCUGCAUCCUCAUCCGCCUGA